AUGGACCGAGUGGCAAAGUUGGCGUCGCAGAAGGCGGUGGUGAUAUUCAGCAAGAGCUCGUGUGGGAUGUGCCACGCCAUCAAGAGGUUGUUCUAUGAGCAAGGAGUUGGGCCGGCGGUUUAUGAGCUGGACGAAGAUUCUCGGGGCAAGGAGAUGGAGUGGGCCCUCAUCAGGCUUGGCUGCAACCCGGCCGUCCCCGCCGUGUUCAUCGGCGGCCGCUUCGUCGGCUCCGCCAAUACUGUUAUGACCCUUCACCUCAAUGGCUCCCUCAAGAGAAUGCUCAGGGGUGCCGGAGCUCUCUGA
Messenger RNA from Neltuma alba, 303 nucleotides. RefSeq names its product monothiol glutaredoxin-S10-like. The transcript has a single exon. Lineage: Eukaryota; Viridiplantae; Streptophyta; Magnoliopsida; Fabales; Fabaceae. The coding region runs from base 1 to 303 and encodes 100 amino acids. The record is from RefSeq and is a predicted model, not a curated record.